Molecule: messenger RNA, 8549 nt
Organism: Diorhabda carinulata
Lineage: Eukaryota; Metazoa; Arthropoda; Insecta; Coleoptera; Chrysomelidae
Gene: htt
Product: huntingtin
Cellular component (GO): nucleus; cytoplasm
Source: RefSeq, a predicted model, not a curated record
UAAAGUCAAAACAAAUGCUACCAAGUUGAAGUGAAAAAGGUUUUAUUUUGAUAUCAUAAUAAUAAAAUGUUUUAAAUAUUUUCGCGAAUUCCAAAAAAAUUGAAAUGGCUACGUUAGAGAAGUUAAAGAAGUCUUUAGAUUCUUUGAAAAAUUUAUCUAAACAUUCUCAUAAUACAGGGGAAUUAUCAAAAAAAAAAGAUAAAAUUCAUUAUUGCUAUUCCAUAACAGAAGCAAUUUCGAAUCCUACGAUAAGAGUAUCUAGCAGUUUUCAUAAUCUUUUGGGUACUAGUAUAGAACUGUUUUUAAUUCUUUGUGAUGAUGAAGAUGCUGAUAUUAGAAUGACUAGUGAAGAGUGUCUAAACCGAAUUAUUAGAGCGGCAAACGGUUAUGUAGGAAAAAUCCAAAUCGAAUUACAUAAAGAAAUAAAGAAAAAUGGAGCUACCAGAUCUUUAAGAACUGCUUUAUGGUUAUUUUCACUUUUAGCUCACAGGAUUCGCCCCCAUAAAGGCAAACCUUACGUGUCUAAUCUCUUUCCAAGUCUUAUUAAAAUAGCUGAACGUAAUGAAGAAGCAGUUCACGAGACAUUAGCAGCUAGUUUGCCUAAUAUUAUGAAAGCUUUAGGAUGCUUCACAAGCGAAAGUGAAAUUAAGGUGCUAUUGAAAGCGUUUCUAUCGAAUAUUUCAAAUGCCUCUACUGUUAUUAGAAGAACUACGACAAACUGUAUUGUUACGAUUUGUCUGAACUGUAAAAACCCAUAUAUUUUUAUUACAUACUGCCUCAACAAUCUUUUAGAUACACUCAUUCCAGUCACCGAGGAACACUCCACUUUUAAAAUUUUAGGAACAAUUUCCUGUCUGAAGUCCCUGAUAAAACAUAUUUAUUCCGAACCACUUGAAGCUAAUUUACAAAAUGAACAUGUAUCCAAUGAGAAACUACUACAAAUAUUCGAACUUUGUUUACAAUAUUUGUUCCAUAAGGAUCAUAAUAUCAUAAAUAUUUGUUUGGAAACAUUAAAAGUACUCCUAGAAUGUCCUUUUGGUGGUUUUAAGGAAAUAUUAUCAAUUAAUUUUGGAUCUCACAAAACUACAGAGAAAUCUUCAGUUACACAUAAUAGAUCUCCAAGUCAACUUAGUGUAGCGACAACUGUGAAUACUGAAGAUAACCUAUUUUCUGAUUCGGAAUUAACUGAAACAUUACAUUCCGAUAUAGAAAAGUGGAUAGACGAGUCGAAAUUAUCCGUGAUGAAUAUAUCGUUUGCAAAAAUAAAAGAGAAGUCGCGGUCUCUGGAUAAGUUGAACCGAUUCAAUCAGGAACCAACGAAAAAUGUGGAUUACGGACAGUUGAAUAAAUUGGAUAAAGAACAUUUUCUCGCUCAGAAAAAAUCUCACAGCAUCGAGUAUACUCUGGAUAUACUCAGUUUAAGUGAUAAUUCAUCUGAUAAAAGUUACUGUGAGGAAGAUAAAAGCUUGAAUAUUGAGGAAUCAACUCAGGAAAUAUUUAUUGGUACUCUAUUAGAUUCGAUUAACCCCAUCAUCUACUCAACUCGACUUAUUACGAAACUAUUUUUACUCAAUGGUUCACCCGGAAACUACAUUUCUGAUAAAUUAGUCAGAGUUUCCGUGAAAUUCCUAGCAAUGUCCUGCCUUUCUUCCCUAUUCGAACUAUACCCCGAGGGUUUGUUCAUGUAUUUAGACAAAAAUUAUUCGCCCCAUACAAAAUCCGCAAUUAGUAAUCAAAAAAUUUCCGAUGUUAUGAUGUUUAAAGAUCACCCCGAUCCACAAAUUCGCGGUGCUGUCGUAAAUAUGUUUGGAAAGUAUUUAGAAGUUGUCAAUAAUUUAUGCGAUGGAGAAUAUGAUGAUUGGAUCGAGAAAAACGGCGAAAAUAACGAAGCAGAUUUAUUUAAAAUGCAAAGUAUCGUCAAUAUUUUCGUUAAGGGAUUAAAUGAUGAGUCCUCAACAUGUAUUAAGCAAACAUUGGUUACUUUGCAAAAUAGUCUCAAGUAUUUAAUUGAAUCGACCAAGAAUAGUGUAGUAAUACCUCUACUGGAUUGUUUACCGACAUUAGCGGAGAAUCCUUAUUGGCUAGUAAAGGUUUCUUUAUGCGAGUUGGUAACAAAAAUCAGUUACAUUGAUAUAUUAUGUGAUGGUAAUGAUGUUCAGGAAAAAGCGUUACAUAAUAUUCUCUUCUUGCUACUCGACGAUAAUGAUCAACGAGUUCGUGCGUCUGCAGCUGCAGCAAUUGUAUUGAUAAUUCCGAAUCUUUUUUAUGAAGAAGAUUCACUAGACGAUCUUGUUCCAACGACAAAAGCUUCAUUAGACCUUGAAAUGAUGACGCAAAAUCUAAAAAACCCCGAAUUGGAUACAAAUAUUAACAAAAAACAUUUUGUUAGUCACAUGCCGUUUCCAUUUGAUAAAUUAUGUGAUCAAAUAUGCUAUAAAACUGAUUUUAACUUGUCGAAAAUAAUUUGUAAGUUAUGUGGGGUAGUACUUACAACAACUUCAAAAAACUUAUUGAGUGGGUGUAUAGAAGUGUUAUCUUCACUUUCCAACACAUAUCCUUGUACUGUGUACAAAAAUAGUUGGUCAAUGUAUGAUUUUCAAAUCAAUAAAGAUAUAAAAACACCAGAUUUAUUGGAAUUUUGUAUCAGUACACUAAUUAAUUCGGUACAGGUGUACGGAAUCCAAAACCAUAUCGAUAUUUUGAAUCUGGCUUCUAACUUAUAUGCAGGUCAUUCUUUGACGUUAUUGAAACCAAUAGAUGAAGAAAAUCCAGUAACACCUUGGAACAUGUUUGAAAAUGAAACAUUUGUAGAAAUAUCUGAACAGUACCUACACCAUAUCAUGAAACUGUUGAACAUAUUUCAUCAUGUUUUGAACGAUCUACAACCGUUGCAUCCACAAUAUAAACCAGUUAUUCCUAAUUUACCAGCUCCCUCGAAUUUGUCACCUUUAAAAAGAAGAAAAAGUGAUUUGGAUAAGAAAACUGUAACUUUGAAACUAGAUAAAGAAGAAAGAGUGGAGAAGAAGGAUAUGAAAAGUAACGUUGGAUCUUUCAUGCAGUCUGUUCAUUAUAUGAAGAUUUAUGAUAGCGUCAAAGCUUGCUUCAAUAAUUAUAAGAUAUCCUUGGAUUCGGCAUCUUCCAAAACAUUACUUGAAUUUCUGAGUACAAUUCUGAGAAGUCUUAGCGUGUUAUUAGAAAUUGGUACAAUAACUGAAUUUGGAAAAUUGGCUGAUGAAAUUUUGGGAUAUUUCCGUUCGACUUUUGUAAUCGAUGCUCCAACGACUGUAGAAGCAGUACAGCAACUUCUCAAAUGUCUCUUUGGUACCAAUUUAGUGGCUAAUUUACUGGAAUUUUCUGUACCUAAAUAUGAAGAAAAGGUGUCCGAAAGGGGUUUUUAUCAUCAAGUAAUCCAAAAGCCGUUUAACCAAGUAUCUCAACUAAUUCAAUCUCUUAAUAAUACAGGGAGACAUGAUUUUGAAGACGACAGUACCGUUAUGGGAUAUCUCCAUAGAAAAAAUUCUAAAAGGACAUCGAUAAAUUUGAAUAGAACGUCUGAUGUAACUUUAGCCAAUUAUAUAAGAAUAUUCGAACCGAUGGUAAUUAAAUCACUAAAACAAUAUACUAUGACCAGUAACGUGAAACUUCAAUGCAAAGUUUUACAAUUAUUGACUCAACUAGUACAACUUCGGGUGAAUUACUGCCUUUUGGAUUCCGAACAAGUAUUCAUAGGGUUUGUUUUGAAACAGUUCGAGUAUAUUGAGGAAGGUCAAGUGCAGAAAGUACAAGAACUGAUACCCAAAAUAUUCCAAUUCUUGGUGCAGCUAUCCUAUAGUAAACAACACUCCAAAUCGAUCAUUGGAGUACCGAAAAUUAUUCAGUUGUGUGACGGAUUAAUGGCUAGCGGUCAACCCGCUGCUACGCACUGUAUUCCGGCAUUGGAACCCAUCGUAGAAGAUAUAUUUUUAACAAGGAAUAAAUCAAAUACAGCUGAUUUCAAAGAACUGGAAACUACUAGAGAAGUAGUUCUUAGUAUGUUGCUAAGACUUUGCGAUAAUAAACAAGUACUAGAUUUGAUUACUUUAAUAUUAGAAGACAGUAAAUAUUGUACUCACAAUAUUGAGAAAUGGUACGAUUGGUCUAAAAGGGUAUUCAACGUAGUACUACCGAUGUUUAAACAGAAUAAAUUGAAACUCCACGACUCCAACUCGUUAAUUUCUAUGAGAAGAUUUAUUUUGGCAAUGAAUCCAGAAGUUUUUAAGCCUUUCGAUGAAAUCAUAGUCAUGUUCUUCCAAGAACCACCUGCAUUGAACUCACCAGUGUUCCAUAAUUGGAUUUCCAAGAUCGUUAUCCUGCUGCUACUCGUAAUUUCUUUGAAAGAAGAUACUCUUUUAUCAAAAAUCGAUAAGUUGAAAUCAGAAUUUUCCCCGGCUAUAAUUUUUGAUAACGUCAAAACUAAAGCGGAUCCUCUGAAUGUUUACAACAAUGCCGAAACGUUUCAAAACAUACCUGCUGAAUUGGUGUUCAUUAAAUUUAUACUCAGAAUACUAAAUGUGUGUUCCAAAAUUUGUGUUCUACAUAUAAACGUUAAAAAUAAUGAAUUUAACGUAGAAAUUUUGUUCGGGUUUUUGAUCCACUGCUCCUAUAUGUUUCAAUCUGGUAACCAUCCAAAUAUAACGAAAACUGUAACCACAACUUUAAACGCAAACAUUCCCUUUGACGAAAACGACGUUAUGGAAAUCAGUUGCAUCAAUGAAAAUUUUUCAAAAUUGGCAGUUUCUUAUCCAGUUUUGAGCACCCAUUGGUGUAAUUUUCUAAUUUUUUUGAGUCAUGAUAAUAUAACUUUCUGGCAAAGUUUUUCCAAAAAUUGCAAACAUGAAUAUAUUGGAAGAGAAAAGAAUCCUGUUUUGAAUUUGGAGGUAAUGAAAAUUGGUAGCGUUAUGUCUUUCUGUGAUUUCCUGGGUGAAAAUAUGAUGGAUACUGAAAACAUUACAUGGUUUUUAAACAAAAAUUCAUUAUCUAUAAUAGAGUUGUAUAACGAGCCUCCAGUAUCAGAAUUUAUUACGCUUGUACAUAGAUCACCAGAUUUAAGCAAAAAGUUUAUUGAAAACGUAUCAGAAGCUGUUAAAAAAUCCCGAUCGUCAGUUUUUAAGGUAAAAGCCUUGAAAUGUGUGGAAAACUGUCAUCAAUCUCAAAUCGGAGCAGUUUUAAAACUAAUAGUACCUCAUAUGCUGAAGUGUCAUCAAACAGCAGUAUCCAGAAUAUCUACGAAUAUCGCAAAUAGGAAAAUUGAAUUUUUAUUCACCUUAUCAAUUGAAGAAGUUAAUACUCAAUUAUCAAGAGACGAUUUGACUAGUAUACAAUCAGUUUUAGUGUCUUAUAAUUUAGUAAAAAGAAAUGAAACUCUAGUUAGUCUUUUAAACAAAUUAUCUGUCCAAUACUAUAAUUUAACUCCAAUAGAAUUCGAACAACGACGAAUCGUGGAUCCAGAUUACAUCAAGAAAUUGAAUAUCGAUAGAAAUUGGUAUUUGAACCAAAUCAAAAGUAAAUUCAUAGAAUGUAGUAUCGGUAAAGAAAUCGCAGAACUUUUAUUGGAAUUGGAGUAUAAAGAAAUUGUUGGUUUUAUGACUAGCAACGAAUUUAACAAACAGUAUUUGAAAGACUGCCUAAACCUAGGUUUGGUUAAUACUAAAAAAUUUCAACUAGAUAGAUGUGAUUUACUUGGAGCCAGUGUUGACUGUAUAUUGAAAGAAGUGUCCGGUAUAAUAUCUAGAGUACCACAACCACAUCAGGUUUAUUCUCCUAUUGGACGACUUCCAUCAACUUCCGAAUCAUCAUACACAGAGAAGAUGACUGAAAAUUUCGACUGUCACGAAUUUUCCCAUUUAAUAUACAGUAUAGCAUUAUCAAUGCCGUUAUUAACAAAAAAUUCUCCCCAAUUAUCUGAAAAUUCAUUAGCAAACUUAAAAAAAUUCAGCGUGGUGUGCUUAGAAUACACUAAGUAUCUAGAAUCACCUAACUCAGAUUUCAGAGCCCAUCUAACGGACAUAUUUCUAACUAGUUGUGAUAAUAUUCUCCGUAGUAUAGGUAGCUGUAAUUUUUUCACUUUAGAUUCCAAUUCUUCUUGGUUGUGUUCUUCCAUUAAUAGUCUGUACGGUCUUGUGAAUACAUUACUGCGAAAUGAUAAACCUCUGUUGACAAUUCCAAAGUAUAAUUUGAGAGAAAAUAGCGAUUCAUCGCCAUCUAUCCAAGCUACCUAUCAGUUGUAUACGUUAACAUGCUGGUUCUUCGAACUCAAAUUAUCGAAUACGACGAAGAUUCCAGAUUUUUUGUUUAAAAGGAUACUCAGUUUGACGGUAUGUUUGGCUAGGUAUCCCCUUGUUAAUUCGUAUGUGAUGAUACCACAACGAGCUUGGAAAACGGGAUGGCUGCCUGAGAAAAUGGACGGGACAUUCGGUACAGUGGUGGCGGCUCUUCCGAUAGAAAUGUUGCAGUAUAUCGAGGUACUCGAAGAAUAUAUUUUUAGGAUAAAUUUAAUGGGGUGGACAACAAGACAACAAUUUGAAGAAACCUGGAUGUGUUUACUUAGUGUCCUUUGUGCGCCAACUAAUGAAUUAGAACCGUUAGAAUUGAAUGAUUCGUUACAUGCCUCUUCUUUAGCCGUUAAAUCAAUAACGGCGUUGUUAUUACAAACUUUAACAUUACCAACUGUUGGGGAUUCGAAUAUAUCGAAAAUUAUCCACAUUUCAAGAAAUUCUGAUAUAGAUGGAAGUGAUAUAGGGGUCCAGAAAUUGAAAAGAAUUCAGAAUUGCAUCCAGAUUUGUUAUGAAAACUCUUCAUAUUUUUCUGAUGAUAACAAGAUCUUCAAUGUUUUCAAUUCACGUAAUUUGGAAAAAUUAUCGGAUAAAUAUUCCUGUGGACAAGUUUCCGUGAAAUAUUUGUUGUUAGCGACUGGUACAAUUGAGGAGGAUAUUUCAUCGUUCGGAGAACCGUAUAGGCAACGAAAGAAGAUUUUGGAAACUAUGGGUUUAGACGUAAAUUCCUGUUUACAAUUUUUGAUCGAUUAUUAUACACAGUUAAUGGAACCUCAAUCAAAUACACAUAUACGUGUUCUUCAUGAAGCUGUUAAAUCCACCGUCAUGAUUUCUGAUCUUUUCACCGAUAAAAGUCAAUUCACGUGGAUGUUUGAAAUUUUCAUGGAAUUAUCAAAAUCUCAUCAUUCAGAAGAUGAAUUUUUACAUCAGUACUUCAUCGUGGGGAUAUGUAAAGCGGUGGCAGUAUUAUAUCCAGAUUCAGAAACAUACGAACAAUUGAAGAAGAUCCUGGUACAGUAUCUAAAAAGUCCUUAUAUAACAUCGAGGUUAUCAUCUUUAUACGGUUUAUUGUACAUUUUAGAAAGUUGUAUACUAUACAAUACAAAAAUUGGAGCCAUAUCCGAAGAGAUGCAGUUAAUUCUACCAUGUGCAGUGGAGUACGUCCAGUUGAAUUUGAAUCCUUCCAAUAAUGUACUGAAGAAGUCCCAGGAACAUACAACCCUGGUGUGGUCUUUGGCGUUAUAUUUAGUAGAGAACGUCGAAGAAAUUCACAUGGAAGAUGGUUUUGUCUCUACGGUUUUGAAUACAGCAUUCAGUAUCCUUCAAAAUAAGAUGGCUACUUGGUUACACAACAUCAUUAUGAAGGGUUUGGAAAGACUAUUAAUAAUUAAAAAAUCCGUAUUAUUGGAGAAUUUCGGAAAACCCUUUUUAAAAUUAGCCUUAGACAAAAUGAAAAGUGAUAAUCCCACUGUAGCUAUAUUAGGAACACAAUUUUUAUUAAGUUAUAUGUAUACUGACUGUGUUAACUACUUACAAAGUAUCCAGACUGUGUCCAAUGCUACCAAUCCAGAAAAUUUAGUUCAGACUAUAGAAACUAUAUCGGCAGUUUUUGAAAGAAUUAAAAGAGGAUACGUGCACGAAGUGGAAAUCUUAUGUACAGUUUUGCCGAAUGUUUUGGACGAUUUUUUUUCACCAGCUGACAUUUUGACCAAAGUUAUCGGCGAAUUUUUAUCUGCACAACAACCUCAUCCUAAACUGUUGAGCAAAGUAGUAUUCCAAGUUUUCCAAAGUGCAAUCCAAAGAAACCAACUUUGCUUACUACAGGACUGGGUUGUGUUCAGUCUAUCCAACUUCACUCAAUCUUUUUCCAUCGGCAUGGCCACUUGGUGUUUAACUUGUUUCUUCGUUAGCGCCAGUAUGAACGAUUGGUUGCGUUUGUACUUCUCCUAUCUUCAAACUAGAGUUGGAAGAUACGAAUACGAAGAUAAAAAAAUGUUGUGUAUAGCCGGAGCAGAUUUUUAUAAAAAUUUGACGAACGAUAAACAACGACAGACAUUCGUGGAGAAUUUCAAAAAAGUUAAAGAUCAACCGGAUACGCCGUUUAACGAUUUACUGUUGUCUUUGUAAAUAUGAUUAAGAUACUAAAAAGAGAGUUUUAUUACAUUGUUAUCGUUAUUUGUGAGAUAUAUUUCAAAUUAUAAUGAGUUAUGUUUGUAAAUAUAACUGUUUUCAAAUUAA